This is a messenger RNA of Closterium sp. Naga37s-1, 2475 nucleotides long. Lineage: Eukaryota; Viridiplantae; Streptophyta; Zygnematophyceae; Desmidiales; Closteriaceae. The record is from the annotation of a GenBank genome assembly.
AUGGUGCAAGGAACAGCUGAACGUGCGUCGGAUGGAACUUCAGCACACUCCGCCCUCUCCCCCUUCUCCCCCCACUCAUCCCACCCACGCCACACGCGCGCUGGCUCUCUCUCCGUGCGAUCCGAUGGCCGCCUUGAGUCGGCGCAAAACUCCCCCCUAUCAGCACACUCCGCCCUCUCCCCCUUCUCCCCCCACUCAUCCCACCCACGCCACACGCGCGCUGGCUCUCUCUCCGUGCGAUCCGACGGCCGCCUUGAGUCGGCGCAAAACUCCCCCCUAUCAGCCCACUCCGCCCUCUCCCCAUUCUCAACACAACCGCCCCACACACGCGUGGGCUCUCUCUCCCUGCGCUCCUCCUAUGCGCCCUGCUCGCCUCUCUCCGCUUCCUCUGAGGUUUCUGCUGCUCCCUCUCCGGCGUCUGAGCCUGGGUGGUCGCGCAGGUGGGGCAGCAGGAGAUUCCACUUGGAGCUCUAUAACGCGGAUGCUGGCUCCUGCAGCACUCAGAAUCUAUAUAGUUUUGGUGCUCCGGAUCAGCAGCUUAAGCAGCAGCAAGAUCGACAGCAGCACCGAAAUUAUUACCAAAACCAACCCCAGCAGCAGCAACAGCAGCAGCAGCAGCAGCAGCAGACCCAUUCCCCAGCUCCUGUGCUGCCCCGUGGUUGCCGGAAGGAGCUGGCGGAUCGGGAAGAAGAUGCAGGCAACGACACAGACGACCAUGCCUUGGGUCUCUAUGGUUCUGUUGGCCCAAUGCAUCAUCACCAGCAGCAGCAGCAGCAGCAGCAGAAGAAAAAGCAGCAAGGGCACCUAAAGGACCAAAUGGAUUGUGUUGAGGUGGUGGACGGUGGGAAGGGGACAGAAGGUGCGAAUGUGGCAGAAAUCCAAGAGGAAGGAGAUGAUGGUAACAACUCAGACGAUGAUUUUAUCGGGCUGUAUGGCGCUGUGGUGCGCAGCCGUGGCAGCAGCAACCAGUGGAAGAGCCACCAGCUGAGCAGCAGCAACCAGCAGAGUAACGGCAACCAGCAGAGGGGCAACAGUCAGCUGAGCAGCAGCUGCGGCGGCAGCAGCGGCAACAGCAGCAGCGGCAGCAGCAGCAGCAGCCAGCAGGGUAACAGCAAGCAGUUGAGGAGCGGCCGCCCUGCUGCCCUUGCCAUCCCCAGACCUCUCAGCUCUCGUGCUGCGCGCAACCGUCCCGCUCCCCCUCGUGCUGCCCCCGCGGCCAUCGCUCCCCUUCAUGUUGCUGACUUAACUGUUGCUCCCAAUCCUAUUGCUCCCCUGCGGGACACGGGGAAAAAGGAGGAGAGGAAGGAGAGGAAGGAGGAAAUGAAGGAGAGGAGAAAGGAUACGAGAACGGAAGCGAGAAAAGAGAUGAAGGAGGAGAGGAAGGAAGCAAAGGAGGAAAAGAAGCAUGAGAGGAACCCUCAAGGUAGCAUGCAUGACGAACAGGCACCAGCGAAUCGGCAGCCGACAAAGGUGCAGGAGCAGAGGGAGGGCAGUGUGGAUGUGGGAGGGAAAGAAGUGAGUGGGAAGGAGGAGCAGCAGAGAAGGAAGAGCGGGGUGCGAAGGAGGAGUGCCAGCUUCAGUAUCAGCAGCAUCGCGAGCAGCAUCAGCAGCGGGUUCCCCUGGUAUUCCACCGACAGUGACAGCACUAGUGCCACUCCCAAAGAGAGGGUGGGUGCUGGUGCGAGGACUGGGGAACCUGCUGGUGUUGCUAGCACAACCGGCAGAGCGCGAGUGAGUGAGUGUAGAGUGCUUGAGCCGCAAUUUCGUACCCCUUCCUGGGAGCUUCUGCUGGGCCGGAGGAGAAGGGGCAUGGUGCCAUGGCUGUGGAUGGUGGCACGCAUGGUGGCACGCAUGGUGGCACGCAUGGUGGCACGCAUGGUGGCACGCAUGGUGGCACGCAUGGUGGCACGCAUGGUGGCAUGCAUGGUGGCACGCAUGGUGGCACGCAUGGUGGCACGCAUGGUGGCACGCAUGGUGGCAUGCAUGGUGGCACGCAUGGUGGCACGCAUGGUGGCAUGCAUGGUGGCAUGCAUGGUGGCAUGCAUGGUGGCACGCAUGGUGGCAUGCAUGGUGGCAUGCAUGGUGGCACGCAUGGUGGCACGCAUGGUGGCAUGCAUGGUGGCACGCAUGGUGGCACGCAUGGUGGCAUGCAUGGUGGCAUGCAUGGUGGCAUGCAUGGUGGCACGCAUGGUGGCAUGCAUGGUGGCAUGCAUGGUGGCACGCAUGGUGGCACGCAUGGUGGCAUGCAUGGUGGCACGCAUGGUGGCACGCAUGGUGGCACGCAUGGUGGCAUGCAUGGUGGCAUGCAUGGUGGCACGCAUGGUGGCACGCUUGGUGGCACGCAUGGUGGCAUGCAUGGUGGCACGCAUGGUGGCACGCAUGGUGGCAGGCAUGGUGGCAGGCAUGGUGGCACGCUUGGUCACCACGAGUCACGACCUGAAUGAAAUCUUCAAUCUUCAAUAUUUUCAGGCCUAA